AUGUGGAACGGCAAAUUUCCGUUCGAUGAGGAAAUCGAGGAAAACGGACCUUGUACGUUGUCCACAUCCCUGCUGUCGUACGUGGAGCAGAGGAGUGGCCCCCCUCUUAAGGGCCUGCGCAUCGGAGGCGUGUUUUGUUCACGCCGCUCCACGAAGGGACUCGUGUUCCGGGCGGAGUCUCCACCCCAGAAGGUGAACUGGGUCAAGGUGGAGGAUGACGUGCCCACCCAUGCCGUCAUCACGGGAACAGACCUGUUCAUCGAAAACCUCAACAAGUCCUACAACGGCACCUACCGCUGUGUUGCCUCCAACUCUGUGGGCGAGUCCUACGACGACUACAUCCUCUAUGUCUACGACGCCCUCACCACCACCCCUUUACCCACCACCACCACCACCCCCUCCACCACCACCUACCUCCCCGAAGCCACUGAAGACGCUGUGCCCAGCUCUGAACCUGCGGCUCACGACUCCAGAGCCGGGGAGGGAGUGCCUAGAACGGUCGACCAUGCGGUCAUCGGAGGCGUGGUCGCUGUGGUCGUGUUCGCCAUGCUGUGUCUACUCAUCAUCCUGGGGCGGUACUUCGCCAGACACAAAGGUACCUACUUCACGCACGAGGCCAAGGGUGCGGACGACGCUGCUGACGCAGACACGGCCAUCAUCAACGCCGAGGGAGGCCACAACAACUCUGACGAGAAGAAGGAGUACUACAUCUGAACAUCCACAAGGGGGGCCGGGGGGGGGGGGGGGCUGGGGGGUAAGACAGGUGAGGGAGGGUUUUGGUUUUCAGUCAAGGGAGGGUUGGGGGGAGGGGCAUGGAUGGAGGGGGGGUGGGGGAGGGGCAGGGUUAGGUAGAGGGGGGAGGAGGGAGGGGGUAAGGUUGGGUGUUGCCAGAUGUUGCCAGAAAUCACUGUAGAGAGCUUCACCAUUUGACACCUCCCAAAACUGCUGGUACGAAUUUUAUUUAGUUCAACCGUUUGCAGAAAAUUCUGUGCCUUGUUCUGAAUUUAUUUUCUAUUCAUUCCUCCUUAUUUGUAUUAUUUUUAUUUUUCAUCAUGCCCUGUUGCUCCAUCCUCCCCUCCCCUCCCCUCCCCUCCCCUCCCCUCCCCUCCCUCCCUCCCUCCCCUUGUCUGCACUCUCUUCAUUAUCAGUGUGCUGUUGGCUUUCCUAUGAGGGGAGAUGGACACAGGCCCUGUGUUCAUGCCUCCCUCAGUGUCUGCACACUCGUUAUGUCGUGCAUACCAAAAGCUUGCUAGAACCCCAUCUCCUCUAUACUGUGAGCCGGCCUGGUCUCAGGCAGAGCCCCCCCCUCUCUCACUCCUUUUAUAACCGCAGAACACACUUCUAAUGCUUUACGUAUCAUAUUUAACGUAUAUCACAUAAGACGUGUACAUUUGAAAAAAGAUAUGAAGCCAUUAAUCAUGUUCCCCCCUCAAAAAGAAACAUGGUUGGAAAGGAUAUGACAAUUGGUCUCGAAAAUUGUCCUUGUUUUCAUUUCAUCGGGCAGAUUCAGCAUUGCUGUGGAUGGGUGGUGUUCUUUUCCCUGUGUCUUCAAUUUGUUUUUCAAGUAGAUAUGCCAGCGCAUUUGAAACAUUGCUUCUCUUAUAAAUAAGUAAAUUAGACAGCACAUAAUUUCACCCACACUGUGCUGGACUCAGAGGCAUUUUCGAUUCAUUAUUUUCACCUUUUCUUUCGUUGAAUGUUGUUUUUAUUCGGUUGUGCUGAAUGGGAUAACUGUUCUCCCUCUUAGGCAUUUAUUAUCUUGUGAUGAUGACAUUAUUUGUGUUUAUUUCCCCUCUCAUUCAGAAGUAUUUUUACAAACAUGAAAAUUGCAUCAAAAAAAGAGAAAUGGUUUCAAGAGCUGGGUAUGGUGGCGUGUGCUAACCUUUCGUCAUUCAUUCAAAUUGCCUCGGUAAACCAAGUUGUAAACAUCUUUUGAAAUCCUACAAACAGUUAUCAACCCCCUACAACUUCCCGACGCUUGAGUGACAAAGCAGCCUGACUAAGACAUUUGAAAUGAUACUACCUUUAAACACUAGGUUGUCAUGCUAUGCCACUAUCACUGGACAUUUCGGGGUUAAAACAAAAAGCAUACAUUGUCAUAUAAAUGUGAUAUUACACUUUUUAAGCUAAACACCCUGCAUCAAAUAAGGACCAAUGUAUCGCUUCCAUGGCAUUGACAAAAUUAUUUGAUAUGUUAUGAUUUUAAAACACAAGUUCUCAAACAAAUUCGGUUGCAUCUUUAACAACAUACAUGUUACCUUGAGUUGACAUUAACUAUUAUACAUUGCAUAGUGUCAACAUUAUGGUUAUACUGAGUAUGUAAAAAACAUGGUACCAUGGUUUAGCAACAUAUUGCACUAACACCUUUUGUGAUUGAAUUAUUUCACUAGUUGAUUAAUUAUUAAGUACUUGAUUUUAAGUAUCGAGCUCCUAUUCAAAUCUAUUGUAACCGUAUCCCUUUUACAACUAAUGUUACCAAGAGUUUCAGUUUCCCACAUAUCAAAAGGAUAACCAACAUAUACUCUUAAAGAACACAGAUCACCAAACAAAAAAACAUAACAGAGAAAAUGAAAUCAAAUUAACACUAUCAAUAAACCAACUAACCUAUCAAACAGCCAUGGUUUUGUGUAAUGGCUUUACCUGUAAUCCUGGGCUCAUGUAGGAUAAUAAUAGCCAAAUAAAUAUUAUUGUGCAUGUAUUGAAGUGAAGUAGGUCAAAACUGUCUUACAGCUGACAACGUUAGUUUGUUGUUUAGCAAAAUGCAAACAUAUAACAGUCCUCUUUAGCCUCUAAGAACCAAGUACAUCUGAUGAUCUCCAUUUCUGCUCCUUGAUCACAGUCCUCGCUUCUGUUAUUUAUUGACUGAUUUACUUUCCACUGGACAGGUCAGCUAAACCAGAAUUUAAGGUCCACUACACAGGUGCUUACAGUAGUUAACAAUGUCAAAUUGAGGUACUGUAAUGUCCAACACGUGUUACACAAAAAAAUAAUAAUAAAAACACGCCAGGAAAAUAUUUUUUUUUACAACUUUGUGAAGUGUAUUGGUGGAUUCUCUUGUGAUCAUUUUUUUCUUCCAAUUUCACCCGUUCGUUGUUCGUACUCUAUAUGAUUACUACAGUCUGAGUUCGACAGAUUGAGAACUGGCUUACAUGUGUGUUCAUAACAUGGUUCUGGAACAUGAUAUUAAGUUGUAUAACAUAGCAUAAUGAUUCCGGAAUGUAAUAUUAUUCUGAGCGACAGGGCCACACAUCUUUCCUCUCCCCCCCCCCCCCCCCCCCCCCCUUAUGCAGCAGUUUUCAGUUGCCGAAACCGCAAAUGGCUCACUGCAUGCACAUGAGUGAGAAUUUAAACCCCUUGUUUGGAUUCAUCACUUUUCUUUCUCUACAAAGGAUCUGCUUGAGUUUAUAAAGACAUUUGAAGGCCGCUAGAUGUGAACUGAGGGAAUGUUUCAGUAAGAUCUUUAGGUGUUUUCUUGAACCUUUAUAUGGUGCUGUGCCACACAGCAUCGUUAAUGUUGCAGUUACAUGCUUUAUCGGACCUGCUGACUGUGUCAACAUGACAAAGAGGAUGUAGGACGGACAUUUCUUUCAUGUUUGACUUGGUUUUUGUUCAAAAUGUGCUCUUUAGGUAUAUGUGUAAAGGAACUACCACUGACUUAACACUGUAUGACUCUGAUGUUUGUUUCUGUCUGUAGGUGAGGGGGAAGGUUUAGAGAAUUCAUUUGACAAUACUUGCGUCUCCUGAAAAACAACUUUGACAAGGAUGACAGCUAUGGUCUGAGAGAUUGUGAUUGUGUGUUAUAUGUAACAGUGCACAUUUUUUAUUUAGGGUCAAAUAUGUGAUAGCUUGCAUUUUAACCAGACUUCAAAGUUCUUGCCAUGAAAUUGACAGAACAUUGUUUACUGGUAACAUUGUUUUGAGUGGUUUAAGACAGGGUUUAUCAGUUUUGAUAUGAUUUUAAAAGGUCAACCAAAUGAAUGGGUCACUGCAAACGUUAUUGGCAUGGAUAAUAUUAAGCAUUGGACAGGUACAACUUUAUAUGAAACUAAAUAUGGUUCUUGCAUCUAAUGCCGGUAACAUGAAGAGUAAAAUUUAAUGAAUUGAUUCAUAGGUACAAAUAUUUGUAAUUUUGACAGUGUUUAAGUAGUGUGGAAUAAGUUGGCUUUGAGUUUUGUUUUCUUCUAGUUAUGUGUCAAGAUAUUCUUUCUCCCCCAGUCUCAAGGUACAGAGUUAGGUAGCCUGGCAGUGUUACUGUUUAGCUAUUUGUUUUAGUUUUUUUAUUUUAUUCACAUUUGACAUUCCUUUGUUAAUGCCCCAUCUCAGGUUCAUGCAUUGCUGAAUGGUGUGAUUGCAUCUCAGGUAGAAUGCAAAGUUAAGGCCCCACAUAUUGACAUCAAAACAAGUAGAACAAUUAUUUAGACCCAUGCGACAACUGUUGAUUUUUGCAUCUGAGCUGUACAUGUCUUAUGUAUUUUUCUUAAUAUUUGGUGCACUGUAAAAGAUGUGUUAAGUAUUACUUUGUAUAGAUAUAGUUCACGAGGAAUGAGUACUUCGUUGGAACAAACCAACGUGCCGACUCUUAGUUUCAACACUACACCAUUCAAAGUUUCGUUUUCUCCCAGUAAGUUUAAUCGUUUAUCACUCAUUGUUUUUUAGGUUUAUUAUUUUUUGUCUUUCUGCUGUACUUGGGCAAUGUUAAUGUGUAUUACUGAAGAAAAAAUAUCUACAUUCCCAUACACAUUUUGUAUUGGUUCAUAAAUAGACAUUUUUACAAAAAAUGAAGAGUUCUUGUCUUAAUAAAAAAGAAAAGAUAUUAAUGUUCA
Molecule: messenger RNA, 4823 nt
Organism: Osmerus eperlanus (European smelt)
Lineage: Eukaryota; Metazoa; Chordata; Actinopteri; Osmeriformes; Osmeridae
Gene: cadm1a
Product: cell adhesion molecule 1a
Exons: 6
Coding region: 1-714 (237 amino acids)
Biological process (GO): detection of stimulus; susceptibility to natural killer cell mediated cytotoxicity; cell recognition
Cellular component (GO): plasma membrane; neuron projection; synapse
Molecular function (GO): signaling receptor binding
Source: RefSeq, a predicted model, not a curated record